Linum tenue is the source of this 318-nucleotide messenger RNA. The record is from the annotation of a GenBank genome assembly. NCBI's taxonomy places the organism in Eukaryota, Viridiplantae, Streptophyta, Magnoliopsida, Malpighiales, Linaceae.
AUGGGUUCCCAAUCUUGUCCCUCCAAGCUCCCUCUCUUAGAUUUCUCUAAGCCAGAAUCAACCAAAACUGGCAGUUCAGAGUGGGAAUCCCUGAAAUCACAAGUCCGCGAGGCGCUGGAAGAGUACGGCUGCUUCGAGGCCUGCUUCGACAAGAUUUCUUCGGAACUUCUUACCGCUGUUUUGCGAUCGACGGAAGAGAUUUUCGAGCUGCCUCUGGAGUCCAAACUGCAGAAUGUGUCCGAAAAACGCUACCACGGUUACGUAGGGCAGCAUGCUCAAGUCCCGCUGACCGCUGUACGAAAGCUUGGGGAUAGAUGA